GCUAAUAUUUACAUUUUUCUUAAAAAAUUAGCUAAUGCAGAUGCAGAAUUGAGAGAAAAAGGUUUAUUACAAGAUACCACUCCAAGUCAAAAAACAAAUGUUGCUUCUGUUGCAGAACAAAUUAAACGUGCUCAUGCUAUAGAAGAAAUUAAUUCACCCACUUUUACUCAACAUUCCUUUGUAUCAGGACAUUCAUCUACAAAAUCAAAAAAAUCUACAGACAAUAAUGGAGAUAUUCAUACAGCAGCUAUGUUUGGUUUGACAACUUAUCCUCCUCUUUCAACAGAAAUACCUGUUAGCAAUACAGGUAUGAAGAAAUCAAUGCGUGAUGUAUGGAAAUAUGAUCCAGAGAAAUUAGCAUAUGAAAAAAUCUUUUUGAAGAUUUAGAAAUAAAAGCGGAAAGAUAAAAGAAAAAAUUAAUAGCACUUAAAAGAAAGAAAUUGAAUACAGAACAGUUGAAAUCUAUGUGAAAAUUAAACAUUAUAUUAAGUAAUUUCUAUUAGAAGUAGAAUAAUUAUAUAUCUGUGUUUGAGCAAAUUCUGCUGUGUUGGACAUUUUCACAAGUGUGCACAUAUUCAUCUAUAUAAUAAUCCAUAACAAAAGUUGAACAUAGAAAUUUUAAAAAUUAAUAAACAAAAAAA
Molecule: messenger RNA, 641 nt
Organism: Centruroides sculpturatus (bark scorpion)
Lineage: Eukaryota; Metazoa; Arthropoda; Arachnida; Scorpiones; Buthidae
Exons: 3
Source: RefSeq, a predicted model, not a curated record